AGAGCCUCGAGAAUAUCUUUCCCUGGCGGUACGAAUUCAAAAGACAAUGGUUCCGGGCGAGCGACGCACCGCCUGAAUGGGGCUGAGCAGAAACGAAACUUCAUGUGUGAAAACGAAAAUAGACAUCCUCCAUCGCAAUGGCUGAUUUCAUACGACAGGUUAGGUCAGGGCUGUCAACGCCGUGCAGGACCCGGCUCAUUUUACUGCUGACAUGUUUAGUCAUCGUGGCAGCUGCUGGGUUGGAGGCUUCCAAGAUGCAGAGCCCUAAGAGUGGCAAAGGGCAAGAAGUAAAUGAGGAGCUUCGGAUUCUGCUGGUUGGGAAGACUGGUGCAGGCAAGAGUGCAACAGGAAACACCAUCUUGGGGGAAAAGGCAUUUGCAUCUGAUUUCUCCUCAGUCUCUGUAACCACAGAGUGCAAAAAGGUCCAUGGAAAUGUGAAUGGAAGAAAAGUAGCGGUUAUCGACUCUCCAGGUCUGUUUGACACUAACUUAAGUUCAGAUGAGGUGGUCAGUCAGAUGAAGCUGUGCCUUCCACUGUGUGCACCAGGUCCACAUGCAUUUUUAGUUGUAAUCAGGUUAGGUAGAUUCACAGAGGAAGAGGAAGAAACAGUAAAUCUAUUUCAGAUGAUUUUUGGUGAAGAAACCUCCAAGUACACCAUGGUACUGUUCACACACGGUGAUGAACUGAAAAGGAAAAAUGUUCAUCAGUUUGUACGUGACAGCCCGAAGCUUUUGAAUGUCAUCAAGAAAUACAGUGGGCGAUACCAUGUGUUCAAUAACAAAGAUCAGGAUCCAGAGCAGGUCAUCCAGCUUCUGGACCAGAUUGAUAAGAUGGUCACUGGAAACGGUGGAGGACACUACACCACAGAGAUGCUGCAGGAGAUUGAGAAAGCUAUAGAAGAAGAGAAACAGCGCAUCCUGAAAGAGAAUGAAGUUAAGAGACUGGAAGAGAUAAGGAAACUGAGGUCACUGCUAAAAGGAGAAGAGAUGGAAAUGGCAAUCCAGGUUCUGAAAGUGAAACACGAGAGAGAGGCAAGAUGGAAAGCUGAAAGAAGCAGUACACUGUUUGAAAAAAUCAAACAAUUUCUUUAUGACAUCUUCAAUAAGAUUUAUGAAUAUGUCAAAAGUUUUUUUUAUCCUACACACCAGUUUCCUACAUUUAUUUUUGGGGCAGCAUACAGCAGCCAAUGGAAUGCAUAUUCAGCCAAAGCAAAGCCAGUAGGAGACCUCAGUGCUCAUAACAAAAACAAAAAGGUCCUCAUUUCAUAAAAAUACCAGGUGACUAGGUGGGCGCUCAGUUAGGCACAGACCAUACCUCUAAAUAUCUGUCAUUUAUUAAGCCAUUACACCAGGUGAUCUCUGUAGGCCUGUGUAAAUCCAUAAUGGUAACAAUUAUCUGUGAAUACACCUGAAAAUUAAAGGCAAAUGUAUCUACACUGAAACAUUAUGAAUUUAAAUAUUUUAAAAAAUGUGAAAAAACAGAUUUGAGUCUCAUUUUAAACAGUUUAUCCAAACACUUUGUAAAGUUCUCCCUUUAAAAGGGAAUUCUGUGGAAGUUUGCAGAGGCCUGUUGCUAUAUUUUUUUGAUUGUUAUCUUUAGAUAAUGAGUUACUUAUCUUGUGAUCUCAAGAUAACAACUUUGUUAACUCAUUAUCUCAAGAUAACAAUCCAGAAAAUUACAUGUACCUCAUGGCCUCUCCAGACUUCUGUAGAAUUCCACCAACUCUUCUUGGUUUCCUUUUAUAAUUAAAUGGUUAAAAUGUAAACGGUCAUUUAGAGUAGUUUAGGGUGGCUGAAAAGAUCCAACAAACUGCAAAUAAAAACAAACUGCAAAAUGUUGAAAACACUUCCAUCAAAAUGACAACACAGGUGCUGCAUUUUACAAAUGGGCUGCAGAUUUGUAGACAUUCUGCGAACUCAGAAAGCACUUUUGUCAAAAUGACAUCAACGCUACCUUUCAUAAACAUGCUGCAACGAGUUCAUAAAAUGCAAAAUGUGUCAUCACAUUCUCCAUAGUAGUUUAGUGUGAAAUGCUCCGUUCAGUCAGAAAUGUUCACAAAUCUCCACAGAAAAUGUUUAUGAAUACACUGCCUGAAGUCUGAGACUUUGUUUUCUGGUAGAUCUGAAAGAAGACAUGCAGAGGUUCACUGGUGGUUUGGGGUAGUAAAUAAAAUGGAUAUAUUUGUGGUGUAGAAAUUGUGACCCCUGGUUCAAUUUCAAAACAAACUUCUCUGAAUUACAUUGUUUAUGCAAGUUAUAGUGAGUAUGCAAAGUUAUAAGGAAUUAGUUUAGGUUUCAUUUUAAAACUUUCUUUUAGGAUUCUUUUGAACCUAAAUAUCCACCUGUAGUCUUAAAUGACAAAAUCAUUUUAAAUUUUAUAUAAAAUCUAUGAUUUUCUUUUUAUAUCUUAUAUUUAUAUCCUAUAUUUAUGUUAUUCAGCAAUUAUAUUGAGCACAAUGCAGACUGACUGAGCUAUUGUUAAAUGGCCCAUCCUCCAUAUUUUCCUUGUAUUUUAUUUUUUCCCUGAUGGCCACUUAUAACAGAUCACAAUAAAGUAAAAUGGGUUUAUUAAUAAAGGGAUUCAAAAUCAUGGUCAGCCAGUCCAAGUUCAAAAGCCAUUACAUGAAAACAGUAACCAUGAGGGGAGUCCAAAAUGCUAUGUCAAACAAUGCUAUAUCACCAGAAAGCCCAACACUGAAAGGGCAAGGCAAAAUGCAAAGUCAAAAAACAAACAAGGCAAUGGUCAUACAAGAAAAGGCAAACCAACAGAUGGAAAGCUUGGUAUGGCUCUGAAAACAAAGGAAAUACUUCACAAAGAAGCUAAGCUAAAGGCCCUGCCUAAAUACUAAACUAACAAGCAUAAGAACAAGGAACAGGUGUGUGUGUGUGUGUAAUCAGUAGUCAGGUUAGGCAGACCAUGCAGAAUCAUGUGAGGGAGAUCGUGGUUAUGUGAUCCAGAGUGGGGUUCUGGUAAUAUUCAGAGGCCAAGAAGCAGAGACAGCAGUAAUAGAGGGAAGUGUUACAAUAGCCCUUUAUUAUGCGUCAUUUAAUUGGAUGAAUUAAUGUAAAUGAGUUGCUUUUUGUGUCAUCACAGCAACACUGAAUAUAAACUGGGCUGUUGCAGCAAAAUUUCCAUAAAUGCAUUGUGUGUAGUUUGAAAUUUUAAUAAUGUUCACGAAUGACUCCAAACUAAAUAACUGAAAGAGUAGGGAAAGCCUAGGCUUGCAUGUACAUCCUCUGCAUUUAGAAGUUUCAUCAUGCUGUCCUCUAAGUAUCUUUGUGUUGAUGUAUAUUGCUGCUUAGAACAUUGUGAGCAAUUUGAUUUCUGGACAACACAUUCAUUUUAAAAUAACCGAAAGGCCGACUGUUUGCACUGAAGUCCCUGUAGUUGUAACGGGGAGCGAGGAGGCGGACGCAUGUGCUGAGGUA
Pygocentrus nattereri (red-bellied piranha) is the source of this 3428-nucleotide messenger RNA. Its product is annotated as GTPase IMAP family member 9-like. NCBI's taxonomy places the organism in Eukaryota, Metazoa, Chordata, Actinopteri, Characiformes, Serrasalmidae. Gene Ontology annotation, molecular function: GTP binding. The transcript has 4 exons. Bases 138 to 1268 code for a protein of 376 amino acids. The record is from RefSeq and is a predicted model, not a curated record.